AAUACCACCUUCCUUGCUUCCGUGGCCGGUAACGACAACUCCGCGUCCCGCUUUACCCCUUCUUCUCCCCCGUCCGCUCCACCACCCGAGCGACUCCAGACCACGAGCCCCGCCGACGAAGCCGCCGUCGCCAGCCCCCACUCGCGUGCAAGAGGGGAGCGCCCCACUUCCGACAUUCAAGCCGAUCGGAGCGCGAUCCGGCGGGUCGGAGCCCAGCCAUGUCGGGGGUUUUCGGCAGGGUGUUCGGGAAGUCCAAGGAGCAGAGCCAGGCGUCCGCGCUGGCCUCCAUCGACAAGCUCAGCGAGACUCUUGAAAUGUUAGAAAAGAAGGAAAAUUUACUAAUGAAGAAGGCGAAUCUUGAAGUUGAGAAGGCAAAGGCGUUCACCAAAGCCAAGAACAAAAAAGCUGCAAUACAAUGUCUGAAGAGGAAGAGAUUAUAUGAGCAACAGGUGGAGCAGCUUGGGAAUUUCCAAUUGAGGAUUCAUGAUCAGAUGAUAAUGCUGGAAGGUGCAAAAGCUACAACAGAGACUGUGGAUGCAUUGAGAACCGGAGCAUCAGCAAUGAAAGCUAUGCACAAAUCAACAAAUAUUGAUGAUGUUGACAAAACCAUGGACGAAAUUAAUGACAACAUGGAGAACAUGCGGCAGAUCCAGGAUCUACUAUCUGCGCCUAUGGGAGCAGCAAGUGAUUUCGAUGAAGAUGAGCUGGAAGCUGAACUUGCGGAUUUGGAGGGCGAGGAGUUGGAGGCACAGCUACUAGCACCUACCACAAGUGCUCCUAUGACUGCUCCAGCGCGUGUACCUCAGCAGUCGAGUCGGCCCACUGCGCAGAGCAGUAAAACUGAAGACGAUGAGCUGGCAGCUUUACAAGCUGAGAUGGCUAUGUAAUUAGUUUGCAGGACUUGGCGUGGUCAUGUUUAGAGACCAGAUUGUGCAAAUAUAUUUGGGACCACGGUAUUUUCAUGGAGGUCUUCCUGGGAAGACGUCAGAAGUACACACAGAAACUAGUUGCAUCUCACCCUGAUGGCCUCUUAUGUAUAUCUUAUCAUGUUACUUUUGUAAUCAAACAUCUAAGAUGCGCUGUCGAGCGCAUUAUCAGCUAAUAAAGGGCAUCUGCCAUCAUUGUAUA
Molecule: messenger RNA, 1128 nt
Organism: Triticum urartu
Lineage: Eukaryota; Viridiplantae; Streptophyta; Magnoliopsida; Poales; Poaceae
Source: RefSeq, a predicted model, not a curated record